AUGAAAGCUGCCAUUGGUGCCUUGUUCCUGGCUGCUGGAGUGGUCGCCUAUGGUCCGGAAGCCUUGCAGGAUGAGAUCACCGACCUCCCUGGCGCACCGAGUGUGGAGUUUCGGAUGUUCUCAGGGUACAUUGACGUCGGCGAAGGUCAGAUGUUCUACUGGUUUGUGGAGUCGCAACGAGAUGCUGCCCAUGCGCCUGUGAUUCUUUGGACGAAUGGUGGUCCUGGUUGCAGUGGGCUGGCUGGCUUCCUGACCGAGCAGGGUCCGUUUCGAGUCAAAGCAGAUGGAAAAACUCUGUCCGUGAACCAUCUUGCAUGGAACAAGAUCGUCAACAUGGUUUUCAUUGAGCAGCCGGUUGGCGUCGGAUUUUCAAAAGCAGACAAGGAGAUUCAAUAUGGUGACCAUCAGGCAGCAGAAGACAACUUCAAAUUUGUUCUUGGCUUCUUCAAACGCUAUCCAGAAUAUAAGGGAAACGACUUCUACAUCUCCUCAGAGUCUUACGGCGGACAUUACAUGCCGACGCUGGGCAAGCUACUUGCUGACAGAGAUGAUGUUCCAUCCUUUCGUGGGAUUUUCUUGGGCAAUCCACUGACAUACAUGAUGUACAGAGAUUAUGGUCAGUACGGAACUGCAUGGGGCCAUCAGCUGCUGCCCGCUCCCUUGUGGAUGCAGUAUGACGCGGCAAAGUGUGCCACUACGUUCCCCGCCUCAGAGGCUUGCCAGAAGGUCACAGCUGAGAUGGACAACAUCCUGUCUGGCUUCGACGUGUAUGCCCUGGGCUUCCCAACGUGCGACCAUGGAACAGCUGCGGGCCAGCAGGAGCGGCUCCAGUUGAUGAGCCAGGUAAACCAAGCCAAAGGCGAUCUUCCACCUCCUUACCAGCCAUGUGCGAGUGACCUUGGGGAGAAAUACUUGAACUUGCCGGAAGUGCAGAAGGCCAUUCACGCCCAGCACACCGAGUGGGGAGACUGUUCGCGAGUAGUGGGACGUCACUACAAUUCGACAGAUCUCAAUGAGCCCAUGAUGCCGUACUGGCAGCAUCUGAUCCAGAAGGGCACGCUCAAUCUCAUGAUCUAUUCUGGAGACGACGAUGCCGUUUGCGCCACCCUGGGGUCCCAGCAGUUUGUUUGGGACUUGGGAUAUGCGCCCAUGGAAGGAAAAUCUUGGGUUCCGUGGACAGCCGCUGUGCUGAACCAGUGUUGGAGUACUAGCAAACGGUCUCCCUUGCCAACUUAA
Messenger RNA from Symbiodinium sp. CCMP2456, 1236 nucleotides. NCBI's taxonomy places the organism in Eukaryota, Dinophyceae, Suessiales, Symbiodiniaceae. The record is from the annotation of a GenBank genome assembly.